GAGGGCGAUGAGCACGAGAAGCUGUUGUCCUUCUUCCCCACCAUCGCCCCCGUCCAUGUCCGAACCUCCAUAGUGGGCCUGGCGCAGGCGGUUGCCUCCUUCGCUGACACUCUAACCCAGGAUGACUGCCGCUUCAAAUCCAUGGUCGCGGAGCACAACAAGUGGGUCAUGUUCGAAUGCGAGCCCAGCAUCUGGCUGCUGGUGAUCGCUCGCAAGUCCUGGGCUGGCGCCAGCUGCACGGACGCCGCCUACAAGGCCCUGCUGACCAGCACCUACGAUGUAUUCGUACUGCUGCACGGCAGGAUGUCCAUGCUGCUUGAACAGGACCCCACCGGAUUCGCCGUACGACGUGUACUGCAGCCCCUGCUCGACGAGGUGAGCAGCCGCCUGCUGCGUCCCGAGGCGGCGGCGGCACGCGAGGCGGGUGGGCACUGGUCGCUGCUCGCCAACCCGUUGGGGCCGCACUCGGCGGGGGUGGUGCCGCUGCUCACCACCUCGCAUGCGGCGUUCCUGGCCGUACAGUGUCUGGUCCAGCAGCUGCUGGUUGCCUCCUUCUACGGCACCCGCCUGGUCGGGGGUGUGAUGGUGCUCUGGGGCGGCAUGCCGCUGGCAUCCACGCUGGGCCCCGAGGACACGGCGGCGCUCACCACGCUGGCAGCUAGGGCGCUGGCGCCGGCGGCACGGGCGGCGCAAAGGCCCCGACCCGGAGUCGCAGCUACCGCUCUGGCCCUAGCAGGCGCCGGACCCGCCAGCGGUGCAGCCGCCGGGGAGCCGGCGUUCGACACGCUCCUCAGCCCGUUGCAGUGGCGCGCCGGCGGCGGCAUACAUCCCCCCGCUCCCUCGCCGCCGCCCCCGCCGUCGCCGCCACCGCUGCCGCCGUCAGCGGCGACAGGACUCAGCGGCGGAGGCGCCAGCUCGAAUUCAGGGCUGUCCAGCGGCGGCGUCGUACCAGCGGCGCCGUCACUUGCCAGCGGCGCCGUCAGCACCGUCGCCGGGUUUCUCAGCGGUUUCGGAGCGGGCGCAAGUCUGCUGGCGGCGGCGGCAGGACUCUCCGUCAGCACGCCGACGCUGCCCGUCUCUUCUUCCGCUGCCGCCGGGCCGUCGUCGUCGUCGCCGUCACCGCCAGCCUCAACACCUUCAUCGUCGACGGCAGGAGCCGCGGCUGCUGCUGCCGCUGGCGGCGGCGUUGGCGGCGUCUCCGGAGUGGGUUCGGCGCUGCCUCCGUUUCUGUCGUCCUUCUUGCGGCCCCGCCUGCGUCCUUCCAUGUACUCCUCAGGCAGUGGCGGCGGCGGCUCAGCGGGUGUGCUGCCUCUGGAGGGACCUCUACCGCUGACGAGCGUGUGGCUCAGGGGAUCCAACGAGUGGGCUCAGCUGCUGCCGUACCACCGCGGCCCGCUGUUGGUGCUGGCGCUGCUGCACGACGGGCCUCCGCCGGCGCCCGAGGUGUUGGCGGCGCUUGCGGCAGUUAUGGGUCGCGGCGCGGGGCCGGCGGCGGCGGCGCUUGCGGCGGAGGUGCCGGCACGCAGCGUGUGGCACGAGAAGGGGCACCGCUACUGCUUCACGGAUGCCACCUGUCACGCGGCUAGGUUCACACCGCCUAAGAAGGUGCUCACCCUCUCCGCGGGGGUGCUGCGGCACAUGGGACACCUCCGCAACAAGAUGGACGAGUGGGAGGGUGCACAGCGGCAGCGGCAGCAGCAGCAGCGGCUGCUCAGGCAGCAGCAGGGCCAGCAGCAGCUGGAGCAGCAGGGGGCGGCGGCGGCGGCGGGCGCUGCUGGCACCAGCACUGGCGACGAGGCGCCCUCCGGUAGCAACGCUCCCCCCAACCCAAACUCCACCACAGCCAUGCCACCAGCCACCUCGAGCACCCAAGCACCCCCCUCCCUUGGCUUCUCCUCCCCUUCCUCCUGUGACGACGACGCGGAGUUGGUUGUUCGUACGGCACGUGACGCCUGGCUUGUACUGCGGGCGGCCCCCGGAGGCCGGAGGCUGUACACGGCUUCGGAGCAGGGUCAGGGGCAGGACGCAAGCCUGAUGUCGGGAGUGGCGCCCACAGAGGCCUUAUGCGACCGCUUGUUCCCAGGGGUGUUCCUGAUGCCGUAGAAUGGCAUCCGUAGGACGCAUGGUUGGGGGCUUUGGGGGAUACCGGUAGGCAUGUAUUGCUAGGGUUCUGGGGCAAAACUGGUUAGGCAUGGCUACAUGUGCAGGAUGUAGAUGCAAAGGAAGGAAACCAUUGCAGGGUUGGCUCCCCGUUGCUGUGCAAUUGCUGUUGGCUGACCGCAGCUAUAUGGUUGGGCUUUGUGCGGCGGUUGGGGGACGAAUGCUUUGGCGUGUUGCGGAGGACGUGCAUGGAGGCAGGCUGUGGAUGUGUACUCUGGUAAGCGAAGAACGGACACGGCGUUGCAUAACUUGCUGUAGACCAAGCUACUC
Astrephomene gubernaculifera is the source of this 2430-nucleotide messenger RNA. The record is from the annotation of a GenBank genome assembly. NCBI's taxonomy places the organism in Eukaryota, Viridiplantae, Chlorophyta, Chlorophyceae, Chlamydomonadales, Astrephomenaceae.